AUGGCUAGCACAGCCCCUUCUUCUGUCUCGUCUGGCUCUUCUGUGUACGAUGUGUCAGAGGAAAAAACCAAUGGCACGAAGCUGUUACGACUGCUGGUUGAUGGAGGAACACACGUGCUGCGCAGUUUAUUGCAUUCUGUCUACCAACUAGAUAAAUUACAAGUCGUAUUAAACAACAAUAAGGCAAAGCUUCAAAAACUGAGGUCCAAAGGUGUAAUAUUUCAAAACCAGUGGAAAAUGUUGUUUCCUGCCUCAGGUGAUCCACCGGACUCCGAAAAGUUCGACAUUACACUUUUAUAUCUCUUGCUUCGUGAAGUUUGGCACCUUACGCCGCCUUCAACCGGAUGGCACAAUAAGCCUGCAGAAGAUGAUAAUAGCCUCGCGGCAAACAUUUCUUGCAUCAAAUAUUUCCGAAAUGAGCUGUGUCACAGCGUCUCUAGCGGAAUUCCAAACGCUGAAUUCGAGGACAAGUGGAAAGAGAUAGUAUCUUCUUUAGAAACAAUUGAGAUGUAUGUUCAACGGAAGAGACACGUAGAGAAAAUGGAGGCGCUAAAGAACCAUCCCAUUGAUCACGAAACGCCCCAGCGUUUAAAAGAACAAGCUGGGAUAUGGAAAGAGAUGCAGGAACGAGAAAAGAUUGACACGACGAUUUUCAGCCCCGACAGCUGUUUACCGGACAAAAUAUCAGAAGAGAGUAUAUUUGGCCGUGACCAAAAAAUAAAGCAAGUCAGAGAUAUGGUUGAGAGUGGAGACCCUGUUGUCCUGAUCACUGGUGGACCAGGAUUCGGAAAGACAACUGUGGCUAAACGAGUGGCUCAUGAGUUAGCAAAAUUAGAGAAGGAAAGAACUGUGCUGUUUUGUAGUUUACUAACAAAGACAAAUUUCAAUGAAGUGGCCGUGGAAAUGAUCAACUCGUGUGGUACAAUCAGCACUCAAGUACCAGAGAAUCCGGGGCAGUGGCUGAAAGACUGGAGCAAAGGGGUUCAAAACAUUGUCACGUUUGUUCUCGACAAUGCUGAUGGCGUCCUUGAGUCGAAUGAUCGAGCAUCGUUUAUAAGCAUCUUAUCUGACGUUAGAAGGAUAUCAAGGCAAAGGGUAACAUUUGUCAUAACUGCAAGGAAAACAUUUGAGGAUUCCGAUUUGCUGUCCCGCGAAGUCAGAUUGGACCCUUUGUCCACCGAACAGGCGAAAAAUCUUCUUAUAUCUAGACUGCAAGUAUAUGAAGAUACUCCACAGAAUCUUUCCAGGGUAGAUUACAUCGCCAAAAAUCUAUGUGGUCGUGUUCCUUUAGCACUUUGCAUCGUUGGAUCCUUGCUUUCAGACUAUUCAGAAGAAACGCUCAUAGAAAGCCUUGAAAAGGAACCAUUGGCUGUCCUAGAANAAGAUGAUAAUAGCCUCGCGGCAAACAUUUCUUGCAUCAAAUAUUUCCGAAAUGAGCUGUGUCACAGCGUCUCUAGCGGAAUUCCAAACGCUGAAUUCGAGGACAAGUGGAAAGAGAUAGUAUCUUCUUUAGAAACAAUUGAGAUGUAUGUUCAACGGAAGAGACACGUAGAGAAAAUGGAGGCACUAAAGAACGAUCCCAUUGAUCACGACACGCGGCAGCGUUUAAAAGAACAAGCUGGGAUAUGGAAAGAGAUGCAGGAACGAGAAAAGAUUGACACGACGAUUUUCAGCCCCCACAGCUGUUUACCGGACAAAAUAUCAGAAGAGAGUAUAUUUGGCCGUGACCAAGAAAUAAAGGAAGUCAAAGAUAUGGUUGAGAGUGGAGUCGCUGUUGUCCUGAUCACUGGUGGACCAGGAUUUGGAAAGACAACUGUGGCUAAACGAGUGGCUCAUGAGUUAGCAAAACCAAAGAGGGAAAGAACUGUGCUGUUUUGUAGUUUACUAACAAAGACGAAUUUCAACGAGGUGGCCGUGGAAAUGAUCAACUCGUGUGGUGCAGUCAGCAGGCAAGUAACAGAGAACCCAGGGCAGUGGCUUAAAGACUGGAGUAAAGGAGUCCAAAACAAUGUCACAUUUGUUCUAGACAAUGUCGAUGGCGUCCUCGAGUCGAGUGAUCGAACAUUAUUUAUAAGCAUUUUAUCUGACGUAAGAAGGUUAUCAAGGCAAAAGGUAACAUUUGUCGUAACUGCAAGGAAAACAUUUGGGGAUCCCAACUUGCAGUCCCGCGAAGUCAGGUUGGACCCUUUGUCCACCGAAAAGGCGAGAGAUCUCCUAAUUUCUAGGGUGCAAGUCUAUGAAGAUGCUCCACCGAACCUUUCCAGGGCAGAUUACAUCGCCAACGAUCUAUGUGGUUGUGUUCCUUUGGCACUUUGCAUUGUUGGAUCGUUGCUUUCAGACUAUUCUGAAGAAACGCUCAUAGAAAGCCUUGAGAAGGAACCAUUAGCAGUUCUAGAGGACGACCAAGAAUCUGUAGAAAAGGCCAUUAAGACCUCGUUUGACCUUUUGAAGAAACCCGAGCAAGAGGCUUUCAUUCUCCUGUCUUUGUUCCAGGGUUCGUUUGAUCCAGAUGCUGCCAAAGCUGUGAUGAAGGCUCCCUGUUCGAGCAUCGGCACUUUACCUAUUUCCGUCCUUCGCUCCUUGAAGAACAGAUCUCUUGUGGAGAAGCUGUAUUCCCGCAGGUAUCAGAUACAUCCACUCAUUCAUGCUUAUGCCAGAAAGAUUAGUCAAGAUCAUGAGUAUGCCAACCUCUUGGCAAUGGGCGAAAAGUUGGCCUGUGUCCACUUCAUGUCUCGCCUCUCGAACAAUGCUGAUAUUUACUGGAGUAAGGACAACUGUAGAGAUGCCCUUGUAUCGUUUCAAGAGGACAAGUACAAAUUCGAGUAUUUUCUCACAUUCUACGCCCAAGGAAGGGAAAAACAGGACAAAGAGAUCGUGUGCGACAGUGAACCGUUCCUGGACAGUCUUCCUCAAAAGUGCAUGUAUUUGGAAAGAUGUCUUCAUCCAAGGUUUUACACAGAGGUCCUGGAAAGGUUAUCGAAAACAUUUGACUCAAGAAUCCAACCAGUGUGUGCAGUAGAUCUUUUGUGUCUUCUUGGCAACGAGUACAAGAGGAAAGGAGAGCAAGAGAAGUACCAAGAGGUCAUGGAAGAAGCGGAACAAAUUCGUGUGGCAAAUGAUGCUGCAUUUGCGGCAAAACCGUUAUCAGAAGUUUAUUUUCACAACAGCAAUGCUCGCUUCCUUUCAAGUAAAAGAGAUUUUAAAGAAAACAGACGUAUUCAAGAGGAAACUGCAAUGGCUUUGAAGGUAUCCGAUGAGCAGCUUCAUGAUCACCCGGAAAAAGCAGCAACUCUCUACCUUUCAGGAAAUACUUCAAAGCGCAGUAAGCAGUAUGAUAUUUGCCACCUUACGCCGCCUUCAACCGGAUGGCACAAUAAGCCUGCAGAAGAUGAUAAUAGCCUCGCGGCAAACAUUGCUUGCAUCAAAUAUUUCCGAAAUGAGCUGUGUCACAGCGUCUCUAGCGGAAUUCCAAACGCUGAAUUCGAGGACAAGUGGAAAGAGAUAGUAUCUUCUUUAGAAACAAUUGAGAUGUAUGUUCAACGGAAGAGACACGUAGAGAAAAUGGAGGCGCUAAAGAACUAUCCCAUUGAUCACGAGACGCCCCAGCGUUUAAAAGAACAAGCUGGGAUAUGGAAAGAGAUGCAGGAACGAGAAAAGAUUGACACGACGAUUUUCAGCCCCGACAGCUGUUUACCGGACAAAAUAUCAGAAGAGAGUAUAUUUGGCCGAGACCAAGAAAUAAAGCAAGUCAGAGAUAUGGUUCAGAGUGGAGUCCCUGUUGUCCUGAUCACUGGUGGACCAGGAUUCGGAAAGACAACUGUGGCUAAACGAGUGGCUCAUGAGUUAGCAAAAUGA
Stylophora pistillata is the source of this 3855-nucleotide messenger RNA. RefSeq lists its product as uncharacterized. NCBI's taxonomy places the organism in Eukaryota, Metazoa, Cnidaria, Anthozoa, Scleractinia, Pocilloporidae. The record is from RefSeq and is a predicted model, not a curated record. Gene Ontology annotation, molecular function: ADP binding; ATP hydrolysis activity; protein binding.